GUGCGUGGGAGGCAGCCCAGCAGGUCACUCUCCAGUGGGCAGCAGGUCCACUGGGACCCACAGGGUGGAGGAGGGGGUCGGUCCCUGCUGCUAGCUGGGAUACCUCCUCUGAGCCCAGGGUUAAGAGGUAUAAGGACGUAACGUCCUCCUCCAGCUUCCUAGUGUAGGUCCAGACUCAAGAGGCGCAGUUCACUGAGCCUGGAGACUGCCCAACAGUCACCAUGGAUCACCGAGGCCGACCCCGGAGUGUAGGCCUGAACCGGCUCCCUGGGCCUCAGGCCCGAGCCCCCCGGACCCCCGUCCCUCUGCAUGUGGAGCAGGAGGCCAGGGAAGGAGAAGAAUGGGAACGAGAGCUACCUCGGCCGAGGACUCCUACCUACAGGCCAGCAGAAUGUGAAGAGCUGCCAGACGCGGUCAUGGUUUCCAAGCCAGCACCUUACUGGGAAGGAACAGCUGUGAUAAAUGGAGAAUUCAAGGAGCUCAAGUUAACUGAUUACCGUGGAAAAUACUUGGUUUUUUUCUUCUACCCACUUGAUUUCACAUUUGUGUGUCCAACUGAAAUUAUCGCUUUUGGCGACAGAAUUGAAGAAUUCAGAGCCAUAAAUACUGAAGUGGUGGCAUGCUCCGUUGAUUCACAGUUCACUCAUUUGGCCUGGAUUAAUACCCCUCGAAGACAAGGAGGACUUGGGUCAAUAAAGAUUCCACUUCUCUCAGAUCUGACCCAUCAGAUCUCCAAGGACUAUGGCGUUUAUCUGGAAGACUCAGGCCACACUCUCAGAGGGCUCUUCAUCAUCGAUGACAAAGGAGUCCUAAGACAGAUUACUCUGAACGACCUGCCUGUGGGUAGAUCAGUGGAUGAGACACUGCGUCUGGUUCAAGCAUUCCAGUACACCGACAAGCACGGAGAAGUCUGCCCUGCUGGCUGGAAACCUGGUAGUGAAACAAUAAUCCCAGAUCCAGCUGGAAAACUGAAGUAUUUCGAUAAACUAAAUUGAAAAUACUUCCUCAAGUCAUGGUGCUUGAACAUCCUCAAUAAAGAACACCAAUCCACUACCA
Molecule: messenger RNA, 1056 nt
Organism: Ochotona princeps (American pika)
Lineage: Eukaryota; Metazoa; Chordata; Mammalia; Lagomorpha; Ochotonidae
Gene: PRDX4
Product: peroxiredoxin 4
Exons: 7
Coding region: 222-995 (257 amino acids)
Biological process (GO): cellular response to stress; response to oxidative stress; hydrogen peroxide catabolic process
Cellular component (GO): cytosol; endoplasmic reticulum
Molecular function (GO): thioredoxin peroxidase activity
Source: RefSeq, a predicted model, not a curated record